Messenger RNA from Fusarium proliferatum ET1, 7089 nucleotides. RefSeq lists its product as uncharacterized. The record is from RefSeq and is a predicted model, not a curated record. The coding region runs from base 1 to 7089 and encodes 2362 amino acids. Gene Ontology annotation, cellular component: cytoskeleton. NCBI's taxonomy places the organism in Eukaryota, Fungi, Ascomycota, Sordariomycetes, Hypocreales, Nectriaceae. The transcript has 2 exons.
AUGCCAGGGGCCCUUGGCGAAAUUACGUCGUGGCCAGCCGCUGUAAAGACGUCUUCUACAACGUUGUCGGCUGCUCCUCCUGGUGCAUCCGCACAGGACGGUCACGGAGCCUCAUACUCUCGAUCCCGCCCUGCCUCACCGGCUUCUCCUACACUUUCGAAUACGUCAACUGUUGACGGCGAAGAGGAGGUCGAAUCUUCACCAGUUCUUCCUCCGCUUCAAGCUCCUCGACUUCCGGAAAGAGCUUUACAAUUUUUGAGGACACCACCUCCCGACGAAACCCAAUUUGGUACUGCCAGCUGGGGAUCUCCCUAUCCCCAGUCAGAUCGCAACCUUCGUCGUCAGAGCUCCGGAAGUGAAGCCUCGGACGACUCACCAAUUCACCACCUGGAUAUUGAGACCCCUUUCCUACGCCCAAUUCCUGAUCUGCUACGUUCACAGUCCGACCCGCCAGGCUCUUCGCUGAGUGCUGCCGCCGCCGUCCUCGCGAAUCGUGCUCGACGGCAGACUCGUGGUCUUACUGAGGAUUGGAUACGUACGCACACCACUGACGACCCAAACGAAGAGAGUCGACACUGGUUCAGUGACGGAAGUGGGAGCGAGCACUCUUCGGCGAGCGGCUCUGAACCUGGCUGGUUAGAAGAGGGCGAAGCGCGCACUCCCCGACCCAUCCAGAGAACAAGGGAUCUGUCUCGAGAAGGAUCUGGGCACCAUCCACGGGCCAGAUCUAGCAUCGAGACUCUCCGACCAGGAGAUUCUCUCAGUCCCAAAACGGGACAGAACAGCAGUAUGGCGACCUCCGAAGCCGCGCCAGUAACGCACGAUGCGGCGAGCGACAGGUCUCAGGCCGCCUCCACCCCGGAUGUACCUGUCGCAGAAAGUCCAAAGAAGCGUGUCCCCAGUUCUACCGCCAAUGGGGAGCCAGCGCUGCCUGCAACACCGAUGAAGGGCACUCAAAAACCUCUUCCUAAAGAACCAGCACCAACGCCUCGACUAAAGAAGAAGGUUCCAUGGAGAGGCAAGAACAUCAUGGUUCUCAUACCGCGAGACACUGAGCGAGGCCAACCUGGCCAUGCACCCAUGCCCUUACGUCAAGAUGAGACAGAGAGGAUGUUUUCAUCAUGGGAAGAGCUUGGAUAUGACAUCUCAGGCUUUGACUUGGAAGUAGAGGGCUAUCAGGUUGAAGGCACAGCGGAUUCUCAAACCCGAGAUUCCUGGCCAGAUUUUGAUGAGGUGGUUAAAGAGAGGGAAGAGCGCAGCUUCAAGGUUACCCUUCCCGAUUUGAAUGCUUGGAAAGAUUAUAUGAAUGAGCUUCAGGAAGCCAAGUUGCGCGCUCUUGGCGUAUCUUUUGGUGAUGAUGAGCCCGAGCAACCUUCUGUCUCUCCUGCGACAACAGACCUCAGCCGCCAACCCUCCGGCCAGUAUCCCCCUCUUCCAUUUUCUCCCCCUCUACCCACUUCGUCGGCCUCAAGUAACCAUGGUAUGCCGGGCUUCCAACCAGGCCAUUUCGUACGGCCUUCGACGCACAGUCCAGGUCUUUCUCAUGGUGCCUCACCACUUUCUUUCGCUGGCAUGCCCGGUAAAUUCAACCCGCGGCAAUCCAUUUCGUUCCCUGCCAACAGCUCACCAUUUGGCUUCCAACAACAAUCGCCAUCGGGUUGGCCAGGGCUUAACCGCCAUGACUCGCCUUCUCUCAUGGGCAUGAUGUCUCCUCAGUCCCCCUUCGGAGCAGAGAGUCCUGCUGCCAUGAACCUGCACCAGCGUCACCAGUCUCUACAAUAUCCCAUGCUGCCUCAUCAGCAAUUCUCAUAUUUGCAACCUGCUCGGAAUUCACCUCGCCUGCAAGAGGUCCGCGAAGAUGAGGAGGAGCCUGCUAGCAAGAGCCCAUCAAGGACGCCUGAACCCCCUCAGCAACAGAACACGGAUACUCUCCAGGCCGAGAUUGAUGAUGCGGAGUACCACUUGGAAGAGCAGCUCCGCAACGAACUGGAGCACGAAGAUUACAACCCCCAACCCCAAAACGAGCAGCCUGCUACCCUCCCAGACCCGUUUGUCCCGGCUCAUGGUCCUCAAGCAUCUGGUCAAUUCACUGUCCAGGAGCGAUUCGCCAGUGAACAGUCUAAACCCCUGGUCCUGCAUCAUCCUCGACCUCACAGCCGUGGCCACUCACUAUCACAGGGUUACUUCCGUGAUCACAACGAGAACAGCGUCACUGCUGAUGAGAGCAAUCUCACUAAGUUCAGCAGCCUGAAUGAAAUACCAGAGUCCCACAAACCUGAUGAUGUCUAUGAGAUCGAGACCAAUCCCAGCAACCUGGGCACACCUGUCCAAGAAUUUGAUUUCCCUGGAUUUGGUCAUCAGAAGAACUUUUCAACAGCUAGCAAUCCAUGGAACGAUGCUGGGUCAGUUGAUAGCGGCAAUAAGAUGGAUCGACGCUCCAGCCAUGCCAGCAAACCAUCGCUGUCAAAGCUUAAUGUGCAAGCACCUGAGUUCAAGUUCAACCCCACGAGUUCCUUCACUCCUGGCCAGUUUGACUUUGGCAGCAAGAGCAAUACCUUCCAACCUGGUGCCAGUAGCUUUGAGCCGGCAGCUAGUACAUUCCAGCCCGGCGUGACUAGCUUUCAACCUGGCGCGAAUGCUUUCAGACCUGGUGCUAGUAGCUUCCAACCAACUGCCAACACCUUCCAGCCUAUGGCGAGCACCUUUGAACCUGGCAAAUUUCAGGGUGCCAGUUUUGAGGCAUCUGGAUUCCAGCCCUCAGUGUUCCAGGCGAACACUCACAUUUCUGAUACGAAUAUGUUUACGUCACCUCCUGCAAAACAGCCUACACAUGUUACACCUGCCAAAAUUAACGUCAAUGCGCCGGCUUUCUCCCCAGGCGACAGCUCCUUUAGCUUUUCAACAUCAGGCCCUAAAUUCAACGUCGCUGCGCCUACAUUCACCCCUCACUCUAAUGCCUUUACAAGCCCAACCAGUCAGGGCCAUGGCAGUAUCUUUGGAAGCAUUGACCUUUCUUCAAGUGACAUGCAAUCGAACAAGAAGUCGAAGGCUAUCCCCAUCAGGAGACCGUCCAGUCAAUCAUCUGCCAAGUCUGAUGAAGCCGAGGUGCAGUUUGAUGCUGACGGUCGGCCUUUGGCUGAUGAGAACAGAGUCAAGCGAGCACGUAGCUCUGCACCUGGCGGUGAUGAUGUGCCAUUAUUUGCUGAACAACCUGCCCAGACCGAUGGGUCAGCGGAAGAAACACAGGAAGCCACACAAGAUGACCAUGUUCUCCCUGCUGACACGUCAAUGUCUUCUAUUGUCACCUCGGACCAGAUCGACACCAAGGCCACUACAGCCGCUCCGUCUGCGGCGCCUUCAGUUACAUCCGCAAACGAGAAUAAUAACUGGAAGCCAUUUGAGUUUGAUUCCAACCAGGAUAUUCAGAACUUUAACGAUGCUCGACCAUUUGGUGAAGAUAGCUUCAAGCACGAGCACAAGAAGACUCUCUCUGCCGCUGCCGAACCUUUUCAGCCUGGGGCGAAUUCUUAUGGAGAAACCACUCAGACUGAAAAUGAAGAAGAAUCGGACGCCUCUCCCGUGGCCAGCCCGAUGCCAGCCUGUGCUCCUCCUGGGCUUAAUACUUCUCGUCUCAACACCAGCCAGCCUCCACCGAGAACUGCUUCUAAGGGGCUUGGUGCUUCACGGUUUGCUGAUCCUCCUAAGCCUGCUAAGGGUCUCGCUGCAUCCCGAUUCGCUGGCAGCCCGACUCCCGGCGAGAAGCCUCUUCCCCCUCCACCCGUUGAAGACGAUGUUGUCGAAUCAGUGGAGGAAGAGCCUAAGCCUGAGUUGUCUGCUACUGUAACGCAUCCUGCUGGCCGUGGCAACAAUGAGCCUACAUUUGAGGAGAUCGACGCCGUUAUGGAUCAAUUCUUUGAUGAUCCUACGAUGGGUGUCAACAAGACUGUCGAAAACUCACAGUGGCAGCAAUCUAGCCCAGUUCGCACUCUUGCAUCUAUGGCUACCUCCUCUCCCUACAAACUGGAACCUACUGCCGAUCAGUAUAACCGCGACGAAUCCAGCUUGACGCCUCGGGAGUACCAUCCGCUUUCAGACGCUUCUGCUCAGCCGGUACCAAGCACCGAGCUAGAGGACCCAUUCUUAGAUCCUCCCGGAACACUGAUCACUGCCGGUGGUGCUGAGGCUGUUGACGGCGAGAGCCUGCCCGCUAGUGACUGGGAAGCCGCCUUUACCGAAGACGAGCAUGACAAACUGGAGGGCCGAGCACAGUUCUUCGAUGGACGUGUCAAUGAAGUUGUUGGAAAUCUGUUAGCCUCACGCCUGGAACCUCUGGAGAAGACACUCUUCUCCAUCCAGCAAGUCUUGGCGACCCGAGCUCGACGUACACCUUCUUCCCGACGCGACAUGCGCAGCGUCUCUGCUGAGCUCCAGCAGAGCGAUGCCGAUGACGAGGAUGAAGAACCCGUUGUUCGUCGCUCGAUGAGUCCUCGACGGGACAGACGUCUGGACCAGAUUCGGAUUGCUGUUAUGGAGGGUCUUCAAGCUCAGCAACGCAGCAAGCUUGAGGCAUCCCCUGCCCCCCUUUCUGCACCAGCCAGUUCCGAAACACCGCCCACUGCUAUCCUUGAGGCCCUCGAAGGACUUAAGCAGGAGGUCACGAACAACGCAAACCGUGAUAAUGGUCUAAAGAAGAUGAUCCAAGAAGUCAUCGAGGCACGCAUACCUGCUGCCCCCAAGUCCGAGGAGGUAGAGAACGCUAAACUCACUGAGCUUCAGGAUAAGAUUACCGAUCUUGAACAGCGUCUUUACUUUGAGCAGACCAAGGUUGAGAAUGAGGUCUCUGAACGUCGGGCGGCCGAGGACUUGGCGUCUGAACUCAUGCGCAAGCUUCAAACUGCCGAGACCCGUAUUGAGGUCGAGAUCAUCAACCGCAGCGUUUUCGAUCAGCGCGUAGCCGACUUGGAGGAGAGGCUUAGGGGAGCUGAAGAACUCAGCGAGGAUUCAGUUGUUGCCCGCCGUGCUGCUGAGGAUAAACUUACUGAAGCCCGUGUUCAGCGUGAGAUAGCUGGCGAAGAGGUGGUCCGUCUGCGCGAGCUGGUCGAGCAAAGAGAUCAUAAGCUGCGUUCACUUGAACAGGCAAAUAGCAAAACUGCUAUGCGCAUUGCACUCUUGGAGGCUGCUCAGAAUAACGCCACUCAGGCUCAGCACGAGGCUGUUGCCAAGUGCAAGGGCAUGGAAGUUGAGCUCAAGGAUGUUCGACAAGACAACCACCACUGGCGUGCAGAGGCAGAGCGAUAUGACGAGUCUGCUCGACAGAAGGGUGCCGAGUUAAUCCGUGCUCUCGAAGACAACCAGCAUAUGCAGAAAUCUUUGACUACUCUUACGACACAACUUGAGGAGAAUGAACGUGUUCGGGAAAUGUGGCGCGGCAAGUUUGUUUCGCUUCAAGAAGACAUGGGACGGGCGGCUCGGGAGAUUGCAGAAGAUAACGCCCGCCGUAUCAAGAAGGAUCAAGCUAUGCUUGCUAGACAGGAGGUCUUGGAUGCUCGUCUUCAGGCUGAGGCUAAGACCCGAGAGCGCUUGGAGAUUGAGAUGGAGCGUCUGCAGUCGAACGAGCGAGCUGGUAUGCGUGCAACUAAUGAGUGUUCUCGUCUUGAAGGCAUUAUUGGCGAACUGAAGACGGAGAACCACAAACUCGAGCAGAAGGCUAUGCGUUACCAGCGCGAGUUUGAAGAAGCUCGCGAGUCUGGUAUGAGUGAAGUCAAGCGGACCCGCAUGGCGUUGCAAACCGAGAUCGACGCCGCUAAUAACCAAGUCAACUACAUCCGCGAGGAGCUCGAGGAGCAUAAUUCUAAGCUUCGCGCUGAGCUUGAUAACGUCAGACUCGAAGUGGAUACAGCCAAGGCCCAGAAUGAGAUGCUUCUUGAAGAGGCUGAGAACAGCAAGACAGCUGAAAUUGAAGAGCUUAUGCGAAAGCACCAGAAUGAAAUUGAGGAUCUCCAGACACGGUACGAGCGCCGGGUCCACAACGCUCAGGAAGACGCUCACAAAGCCGAACAACACCUUCUGGAGCGACUUAGCCUGUCUACGUCCAAGACCGAGCAUCUUCAGGAUCGCAUCUUACACCUUGAAGAUAAGCUGGAGAUUGCCAAGCAGGCUGCUGCUGCUGCGGCUCAAGCUGCCAAAUCCGCUGGUGCUGAUGUCAACAUCACUGUCGCCCAGCCUAGACAAGCAUCACGAGAUCUCGAACCUCAUGAGAGAAUCUCUCCCCAGGCUCUUCGUGAAUCUAUCAUGGUUCUCCAGGAGCAACUUCAGGCCCGCGAGCAACGCAUUGAGGAGCUUGAACAUUCCUUAUCCAAGAUGGACCCUGAGGCCUCCACAAAGAUUACCAAACGCGAUGAUGAAAUUACUUGGUUACGCGAGCUUCUCGCGGUCAGACAUGAGAACCUGCAGGACAUUAUUGCCGCCCUGCAAAGUGAUCGUUUCGACCGUGACGCAGUGAAGGAUGCGGCGAUUAGACUCAAGGCCAACCUCCAAAUGGAGGAACAGGAACGAGAGAGAGCCAUGAACGGUGGUUCUGCGAUCAACCUACCAAACAUCGCUCAGACAAUCCAGAACGCUACGCCGCGUGUGGCACAAACUAUUGGCCCUCUUGCGGCUGCUUGGGGCAACUGGCGAAAGGGGAACCGCAGUCAACCAUCGCUCAGUAGCCUGUCUGGCGUCCUCAGUUCGCCAGCUCCUCGUCGAAACGCGACGCCAUCGCGUAACAACUCGACCUCCCAGGAUAACUCGCUGGGUGGCCUCAUGACACCUCCCGCUUCUAGCCUUCGUCAAACGCCUCCAGAAGACAAUAAGCCUCAGCCUACCGCUUUUGCCAGCACCGGGCGCCGAUUUCCAUCACAAAGCUAUGGUUCUGCACGAGCACGGGGAGCUUCAAACACCUCACAUCGAGCAGAGCCCACUGUUGUGACGCCACCGCCUAGGGAGUCGGAAGAUGAGCCCAUGACUCCCACAAUGAUGCGAACUAGUGGCUACGAUUCGGAUGCCCAACCUGGAGACUUUGAUGAUAACGAUUUCUUUGAAGACUGA